UGCCCGCGCUCCUGCCUCCGCGGGCCGCGGGCCAGUGAGGGGCGCGACGGGCGUGGACUCGCGCGGCGCCAUGGAGGGGGUGCUGUACAAGUGGACCAACUAUCUGAGCGGUUGGCAGCCUCGGUGGUUCCUGCUCUGCGGGGGAAUCCUCUCCUAUUACGAUUCUCCGGAAGAUGCCUGGAAAGGCUGCAAAGGGAGCAUCCAGAUGGCCGUCUGUGAGAUCCAAGUUCAUUCUGUAGAUAACACUCGCAUGGACCUCAUAAUCCCUGGAGAACAAUAUUUCUACCUGAAAGCCAGAAGUGUGGCAGAGAGACAGCGAUGGCUGGUUGCCCUAGGGUCUGCCAAGGCUUGCCUGACAGACAGUAGGACCCAGAAGGAAAAAGAAUUUGCUGAAAACACUGAAACCUUGAAAACCAAAAUGUCAGAACUAAGAUUAUAUUGUGACCUCCUUGUUCAGCAAGUAGAGAAAACAAAAGAAGUGACCACAGCUGGUGUUUCUAAUUCUGAGGAAGGAAUCGAUGUGGGAACUCUGCUGAAAUCAACCUGCAGUACUUUUUUGAAGACCUUGGAAGAAUGCAUGCAGAUUGCCAAUGCAGCCUUCACUUCCGAGCUGCUCUACCGCACUCCCCCGGGAUCGCCCCAGCUGGCUGUGCUGAAGUCCAGCAAGAUGAAACACCCUAUUGUACCGAUUCAUAAUUCAUUGGAAAGGCAGGUGGAAUUGAAUAGAUGUGAAAAUGGCUCUUUAAAUAUAGAAGUAAAUAGUGAUGAAGAAACCCUAAUGAAAAACAAGAGUCCCUUGUACUUGAAAGCCGCAGAGACAGAUUGCAGCAUAUCAAGUGAAGAAACCGCAGAUGAUAAUGUACCAGCCCAGGGUGAAAUAAUGAAGGAAGAUGGAGAGAAAAACCUGAGAAAUCACAACAGUGACUUGGCACAGCCUGGAUCAGACACAGUUUGCUCAGGAGAAUCCCUCUGGGAAAAUGGGAAAGAAGUUAUCCCAACUUUCUUUAGUACCAUGAAUACCAGCUUUAGUGACAUUGAGCUUAUGGAAGACAACGGCAUUCCCACAGAAGCAUUCUUGGCAUCAUGUUAUGCUGUGGUUCCAGUGUUAGACAAACUUGGUUCUACAGUGUUUGCUCCUGUUAAGAUGGAUCUUGUUGGAAAUAUUAAGAAAGUAAAUCAGAAGUACAUAACGAACAAGGAAGAGUUCACUACCCUGCAGAAGAUAGUGCUGCAUGAGGUGGCGGCUGAUGUAGCUCAGGUUAGGAACUCAGCUACUGAAGCCCUCUUGUGGCUGAAGAGAGGUCUCAAAUUUUUAAAGGGAUUUUUGACAGAAGUGAAAAAUGGCGAGAAGGAUAUCCAAACAGCACUGAAUAAUGCGUAUGGUAAGACAUUACGGCAACACCAUGGCUGGGUAGUUCGAGGGGUUUUUGCGCUUGCCCUGAGGGCAGCUCCGUCAUACGAAGAUUUUGUGGCUGCACUCACUGUAAAGGAAGGCGACCACCAUAAAGCAGCUUUCAGUGCUGGGCUGCAGAGAGACCUCAGCCUUUACCUUCCUGCCAUGGAAAAGCAGCUGGCCGUACUGGACACCUUAUAUGAGGCCCACGGGCUGGAAUCUGAUGAGGUGGUGUGACAGCCACAGGACAGCACCUUCAAACUUCAGGGAAUAAAGUUUGCUCAAGUGUUGUGUUGCCCUAGUUAAUUUCUAGUAACAGCUUUACUCCCCUCAAGCUCCUUUGCUUGAGGAGAUGUAGAGGAGGAAGAAAAACCUUAGUGCUUUUAUAUAUAAAAUUUUUAAGUGCAUAUGUGAUUUGUGUGUUUAAAAAUCAAGGUGCUAUAUAUUUUAGUUCAACAGGUCUACUGGAAACCAAAUCAUAGCUGUCACAAACUUGAACAGCAAGUAAUAAGAGCAAAUUGGACAACUUUGUGGGUUUCUGUUUCAAUUUUUGGUUUUUAUGAGCACCCAAACCUAAGCUAUAUCGAAGACCAUGAUUCAUAGUCAGCAUUUAAGACACAUCAGAAUUUAACUGAAUACUUGGAGGGAAUGUAAAGCCCUUGGUUGAAACAAUCGCAGCGCACGAUUCACUGUUCCUAGACUGUGUUCAGCGGGUCUCUGUGUCUGUUGGUGAGAAGAGCUGUGUAGUGAAGAGGUUUGGCAUUGGUAUCACUGUGCGAUUUGUGACAUGGGCAAGGAUUGCCAUUCCUGUUGAUAGGUGGGACACUGUGGCUCAAGAAGAUUAGGGUGUGACCUUACCCCAUACUGGAGGACAGGAUGAAAAGGUGAGUCAAGUCAUUUAAGGUGACACAGUGCCACCCUUUGCCAUUAUGUUUCUUGUGCAUUAUUUGACUUGGACAUCACAGCAAAACUAUUACACUCAAGGGGGAUUUUAACCCACUUCAGAAGUGAUGUCUAGCAAUAUAAGGAUCUGCUCACACUCACGGUGUUUCUCUCAAUUUUUGAGACAGUGUCUCACUAUGUGUCCCGGUUGGUCUCAAACUUGUAAGCCUCGGCCUCCUGAGUGCUGGUAUUAGAGGGGUGCAGCCCUGCGCUUGGCUUCACGUAGUCUCCUGGGUGGAGGAGCCAGCUGGUCUCCCAGCGUGAUCUAGACCACCUCUGUGUCAUUGAAAGAGCAGACUCCCAGGACUUCCUAAGAACCCAAACUGGAGGUGGGACCUAGGGAUUGUCUCAAGAUAAAAACUUCCCAAGUGAUUCUUAAACACAACAUUGCGGAGGCACUCUAUUAAAUUAUACUUUUCAGAAUUACCAGCGUUCGUGGCACUUAACUGCUAUGCUCUUCAUUUUGAAGGAGAAGAGGCCAGCAUUUUAGUACAGUAAACUACAUGGAGAGUGAAAAGUUGAGCUGAACAACUUGGGUGGGCAUUCUUCUACAAAGGGUGGUGUCCAGACUGUGGCUCACACCUCCCAGAAAGGGACCAGGCUGCCAAGAGUGUCCACAGGAGAGAAGCCAUGAGUGCCUUCCCCAGUGGAGUCUACUUCCGGAAAUAGGAAGAGCAGUUCCAGCGUAAGUAGCUCCCAUGCUACAAAGUGAUUCCUUGCACGAGCCAGCUCUGAUCCUGCAGCAAAGGUCUCUGCUUGUCAGAGCACUUCAGGUAGGGAGAAGUAUUGAUACUGUCUUUUGUCUUAAAUAAGUGGACAUUUAUUUAGUUUGAAUAAAUGACACAGAUAGGCAUGCCUACAGUCCCAGUUCCUCAGAAGUCUGGACAGAAGUAUCACUUAAGGCCAGGAUUUAGAGGCCAAUCUGAAUAGCAUAGCAACACCCUGCCUCUUGAAAAAAUAAAAUAGAAAUAAGAGAUGGGCAUGGUAGCACGCUACUUUAAUCCUAACACUCAGAAGGCAGAGGUAAAAGGACCACUGUGAGUUCAAGCCCAGCCUGUAACUACAGAGUGAGUUCCUGGUCAGCUUGGGCUAGAGUAAGACCCUGCCUCAGAAAAAUAAAAACAUAAUUUUAAAAAUAGAGAAAUUUUUCCUACAUAAGAAUUUUUGGAAAAUAUUUAGAAACAUAAAAUUACAUGUUUUAAGGGCAGGGAAGAAAGGGGCGCUAAAAUGAUGUGACAUUGUAUUUUAGCAUUUGCUGUUGGCAGCUACUAAGGUGUGUGUUAUUUUCCUCCACUCCCACCAGAACUUGAUGCAGAUCUCUUCUGGCUAGAAAGAAUAAGAGGGUAGGGAUAAAGAAUUAUUCAUACUUCCUGCCUCUGGUAUAGCCUCUGAAGAGGAAAAGCAAACAGCAGCUGACAGGUGCUUACACCAGUGAGAAUGCUUUAAGUAAGUUCUCUUCCAUUAGUAGGGGAUGCUGCCAGGAAAUUGUUAAUGUGGAGUAUUGUCAUUCUAAGCAGCUGCUGGUACUUGCCACCUUAAGUGAACCUCCUGGUGUCUUGGAGAGGAGGUGGGCACUCUGGAAAUACCCCAGGAUUGGUGCCAAGGCUCUCAUUGUAUACCAAGGGAAAGCUGUUUGGCAUGGCCAUGUCACAUCUUCAGGUUCUGAGUAGGUAUUCACCAUUUGGUUUUGGAGGAAGAUUUUUAAUAUCUAGAGAUCAGACCAAAUAGCAUAAAUAACUUAAAAGCUCCAAUUUUCCAUUCCUGUAUUAGGAAGGGGUGGUUUUUAAAUAGGUUUUCUCUCACUGGAGCUUAUCUAGUAUGCCUAAGAUCUGUGAAAUGACGGUUCUGUAAAUAACUAGAAAUUGAACCUAAAACUAAACAGUAAAUUCUACUUGACCUAACCUUGGUAUAGUGAGAUCUUCCACCUGGAUGUUAGUAUGUGAUUUUAUUUUAGUUAAAGUCAUAAUAUUUACUGAUUUGCAGUUACUUUCUAAGAAAAAGGACAAUAGGAAAAUAUCUGUAAAGUAUCCUCCAGAGCUGUACAAGAGUUCUGGGAUGCCUACGCCAUUUAUUUUCACUCCAACCAAGAAAGAACUCUAACAUUCUUGUUGCAGAGUAGUCCCCUUGCUCUCGUUGCUCCCAUCCUUCCUGCCUUCCUCUCUCCCUCCCCUCCUUUUCCUUCCUUCCCUCCUUCCUUCUUUCUUUCUUUUUUUGUAUUAUUUUCUAGCAUGAUCUUUAGGGAGAGCCUAAAGAGAUUGUCUCUCUAGGUACCUGCACAGUGAGGCAGUAGCAUGGCCUCCAGAGCCCUUCCCCGAACGUGAGUGCAUCAGGAGCGCACCGGGAAGCCCCGCCCACCUCUGCGCUAGCUGGGCCGGGGGUUCAACUGAACAAACACCUCGCAGUCAUGGCAGGUCUCUGGUCCUUUGAAAGCACGUCUGAUUGGUGUGAAAAAUGAUAGACUAGAACGAUAGCUUUCAGAGUAGAAGCCAGUUGGUAACUGACUGGGGAGGACAUGAUUACCUCAGCAGCUCUUGAUACAGCUCUGCCUGAAGUGCAGAUGGGCUCUGGGGUGAUGGACCCCAGGGAACUAACUUUGUAGGGUAGCAUCCGUGAGGGUGUCUGAAUAGUGGCUUGAUACACCUCAUUAUUAUGUCUGAGCAUAAAAGCAUGCACCAGUGUCAUGUUGAGUGGUAGAACAGGGACAGCGGAGCUCCUUAUUUCAGCUUUCAAAUUUACUUUGCAGUGCCCCCAGCAGCAUGCCGCCGCUAUCUCCAGUCGAGUUCUUAGGCCUCCUUCCGUAGCAACAGCUUCUAGCCUAGGUACAUCCAGCAUCCGUCAUAACCAAGCCAGGCUGCCAGACCUUUGGGCAGAACCUGUGUUCCGAUUUGGAGCUGUAAGGCAGGUGAAUGUCACAAUGUGUGGCACCUGGGAGGAAUGGCCAGGAUUAAGUGAGUGUCAUUGUGAAUGUUUGUUGUACCCAUAUGCAUAUUCAAUUAAUGCUUUUAACUUCACAUCUUCAAAACCUUGUUUUAAAGUAAGAAAAAUAAUAUAUGGCAGAGAUCAACAGAGUGUUAAAUUUGAAGUAAGGAAAAGAGCAAAAGUAAGUUUUUAUAAAAGAAACAUUCUUACUAUGAGAGUCCUAUAUGUGAAGAAAUUUCAGGUAAAGCAAUAGGGAAGUCAGGGUGUCUUGAGAAGUAGAAAUUAAAUGAGGCAUUUUAGAAACGUUCUGAAGGAAUAUUACUUUUAGGAAUUUCCUACUAAGCCACCAUAACCUUCAGGCACUUGGUUACAUAAUGGUGUAUUUCUGAGUCAUUGAUGAAAGCCAGUUUCUUCUGAGCUUAGUCAUGGGUUUUACAACAGUCAGGCUUCCCCACCAUCAUGUUUCUGUUUCUUUUUUAAGAUUAACUACAAAUAUUUUUAAAAUUGAAAGUUUUAGAUGUAGAGUUUCAAAGUGAAAUCCCUGUUAAGCCAUUGUUGCUAGGUGAUCUAAUGUGUUGACCAUGCACAUGCCCAGUACGUGCACAGACCUCCGUUCCUGUGAAGUGUGUAUAGCGUCCUUUAUUUAGAAAUGUGUUCUACUUCCUAUGACCCUUUGUCACCUGAAGUUGCUUACUCAGGGGUUUCAUAAUAAUGACAGAAAAAUAUUCACUAGAUGUCUAAUGGUAUUUUAAGACUGUUUAUAACAAGGUCUUCAAGGUUCCUUUCAGCAACUCCAUAAGCAUAUUUAUUGUUCACUGGGCCCAGAUCCCCUCCUGUCUGGACAGUCAGUUGUGCUGUGGACAGGGCCAUUUGCAUGGUUUCUUACUGCACUCAGGCACUCCAGGGCAUGAUUCAACGACCACUGAUGGUGCCUCUUUGGUACAGAUGACGCAUGCAUUGAUCUCCUCCACUGUUUUUAUAUAGCCUUUUUUCAAAAGGAGAAAAAUACCACUGCUCUGCAAUGCAAAAGUUUUCAGAAUUCUUAUGAAUUGUGAAUCUUUGUGAGUCAUUUCUUUCAGAGUGGGAAAUGUUUCCAGCUAAACUGUGAGAACAUCAUGAUAUCCUGCCUGUGUUAAGUGUCUUGUGUAUUUUAAAAUUGGUUGUAUCUCUCUCCUGUACCUUACCCACAAUCCACCUGUGACAUAAGGUCCCCUGGCACAGCUGAUGUCCUUCACACAGACUCCUUUCACAGGUGCAAAUUGAGUGGGUGAUAAGGAUGAUGAGCCAGCCUCAUGGCAUGCUUAUGUGUGAUUCCCCACAUGUCCCGAGACUGUCACUAGAAUGUCAUUAAACAGCCCAACUACCUCAUGUGAAAUUGGCUGUGGACAAUCUAUGUUAGAUGAAAAAUGUGUUCAGAUAAAUUUAUUCUGGUUAAUAGAUGGAACAAAAGGAUGUCUCUAAAAAUAACAUGCUAUACCAGAUGCCAAAGGCUAAACUAUACAUAGAUUUUCUUGGAUUAGUUUUAGGGCAAUAUUUAAUUCCACACCUAGUGUUUUUGUGAGUGUUUGUAGAUCCAUGCACUUUGCAUAUUUGUCACAUAAAGAGAGUCAUGUCACCUGAUCUUAUCCCUCAGCAUUUUGAAUGAAUACUUAUGCUAAUAGGAAGCAAGUUAAACUACAGAAGUGUCAAUGAUGUGUUGGCUUUUAAUUUAAUGAACCUUUGCUUAGAAUACAAUGUAUUAGGGCCUUUUACGACCAACUGAUGAAUGAAAAUUUUCAUGUGGGUGUUUGCUCCUCUGUCCAAGUUACUUACUAUCUCAUGGGAAAUUGGGACAGGGUGGGUUUACCCUUUUUUGAAAAAUGUUUAAACUCAUCUGUCAGAUUUUAUAUUCAUUAGUUACACAAUAAACAUAUUUUCAAAGUA
Jaculus jaculus (lesser Egyptian jerboa) is the source of this 7177-nucleotide messenger RNA. It is a transcript of the gene Plekha8, whose product is annotated as pleckstrin homology domain containing A8. Gene Ontology annotation, molecular function: ceramide 1-phosphate binding; ceramide 1-phosphate transfer activity. The record is from RefSeq and is a predicted model, not a curated record. Gene Ontology annotation, cellular component: membrane; cytoplasm; cytosol. Gene Ontology annotation, biological process: intermembrane lipid transfer; ceramide transport. The transcript has 14 exons. NCBI's taxonomy places the organism in Eukaryota, Metazoa, Chordata, Mammalia, Rodentia, Dipodidae. The coding region runs from base 71 to 1630 and encodes 519 amino acids.